CCACCGUGGCCCGCCCGGCUUUGGUUUGGCGCUCAGCCCGCACAUGAGUCACGGGGAACACGCAAUGCCACCGCCGCCUGAGUGACAGCCGCUCCGGCUUCUCCGCGUCCCUUUAAAAUCUCAACCCAAGGGUAAUGAUUUAUCAAACCCUUAUUAUCAAGAAAAUGUCACGCCAAGGGCACCUCGCUAUGCACUGACGCAAAGCCGCUCUUUCCCAAGGAAGUAUAGAAAGCUUUGCUCUGAACUGGGCUAAAUCCAGUCCGCCGGCUGCCCGCGCCGCUCUUUUCGCCUCUCUCGGCUCUAGCCGUGGGUAUUUAAUACUCGGAUUACGCCAGUCAGGGGGAUAUGAGCAAGCAGCCGGUGAACAAUCCUGAAGCGGUGGCUCCGGGACACAAGGAAGGUGCGGGAGUUGCGAGGAUCAGCCCCGAAAAUGAGCCGCAGAACGCCUCGGCCAGGCUGCCCCGCUCGCUCUCGGGCGACAGCAAAGCUCUUCCCUCGGAAGAGUCGAAACCGAACGAUUUGGAGAGGACCAAAGUCGGGAUCUGCAAGCUCAGCAGCACCCCGGUGCAAGCCAACUCCACCCUGCGGAGGGAAUCCGAGGAAACCUUUCCCUGCAAGCCCGGCCCCGGGCAAGCCGCGAUCCCUCACUGCAAAAUCGCCGCUCUGCAGAGCGCGGACGCCGCUCCGAGCCUGGGAAAGGGCACGCUGGAGCAGAACAACGCCUGGCUCACCCUGAGCCACAGCACCGUGGUGCUGGGCACGGACGGCAACACUUCUGUUCUUCCCGGCAGAGUGGAGGGGGAAGACGAUGUGGGGGAUGAAAACAAAGCCCGAGGGAACUGGUCCAGCAAGCUGGAUUUCAUCCUCUCCAUGGUGGGUUAUGCAGUGGGGCUGGGCAAUGUCUGGAGGUUCCCGUACCUGGCCUUUAAGAAUGGGGGAGGUGCGUUCCUCAUCCCCUAUUUGAUGAUGUUGGCUCUAGCCGGGAUCCCCAUUUUCUUCCUGGAAGUCUCCCUGGGGCAGUUUGCUAGUCAGGGCCCCGUGUCGGUCUGGAAAGCCAUCCCCGCCUUGCAAGGCUGCGGCAUCGCCAUGCUGAUCAUCUCGGUGCUGAUCGCCAUCUACUACAACAUCAUCCUGUGCUACACGCUCUUCUACCUGUUCGCCUCCUUCGUGCCCGUGCUGCCCUGGGCGUCCUGCAGCAACCCCUGGAACACGCCCGACUGUAAAGACAAAAACAAACUCCUGCUGGAUUCCUGCAUCAUUGGCGACCACCCCAAAAUACAAAUCAAGAACUCUACUUUCUGUAUGAGCGCCUAUCCAAACCUAACCAUGGUGAACUUCACCCGGGAAGGAAACAAAACAUUCGUCAGCGGCAGCGAAGAGUACUUCAAGUACUUUGUGUUGAAGAUUUCAGCGGGGAUUGAAUAUCCCGGUGAGAUUAGAUGGCCCUUGGCACUGUCUCUUUUCCUAGCUUGGGUGAUCGUUUACGCCUCCCUUGCUAAAGGAAUCAAGUCGUCAGGAAAAGUUGUGUACUUCACAGCUACGUUCCCCUACGUGGUUCUCAUCAUCCUUCUCAUAAGAGGAGUGACUCUGCCGGGAGCUGGAGAUGGGAUCUGGUAUUUCAUCACACCCAAGUGGGAGAAGCUGAUUGAUGCCAUGGUCUGGAAGGACGCUGCCACUCAGAUUUUCUUCUCCUUAUCUGCAGCAUGGGGAGGUCUAAUUACCCUCUCAUCAUACAACAAAUUCCAUAAUAACUGCUACAGGGACACGCUGAUAGUCACGUGUACCAACAGUGCCACGAGCAUCUUCGCGGGCUUUGUCAUCUUCUCAGUCAUUGGCUUCAUGGCAAACGAACUCAAAGUGAACAUUGAAGCCGUGGCAGACCAAGGUCCUGGGAUUGCUUUUGUGGUUUACCCAGAAGCCUUAACCAGGCUGCCCCUCUCUCCCUUCUGGGCUAUCAUCUUCUUCUUGAUGCUUCUGACUCUUGGAUUAGACACGAUGUUCGCCACCAUCGAGACCAUCGUGACCUCCGUGUCGGAUGAAUUCCCCAAGUACUUAAGAACGCACAAGGCGCUGUUCACCCUCGGGUGCUGCGUGUCCUUCUUCAUCAUGGGAUUUCCUAUGAUCACUCAGGGUGGAAUGUACAUGUUGCAGCUUGUGGACACUUAUGCAGCCUCUUACUCUCUUGUCAUUAUUGCCAUCUUCGAGCUCGUUGGAGUUUCCUACAUCUACGGGCUGCAAAGAUUUUGUGAAGACAUAGAAAUGAUGAUUGGAUUCCAGCCAAGUAAAUUCUGGAGAGUCUGUUGGGCAUUUGUGACCCCAACUAUUUUAACAUUCAUUCUCUGCUUCAGUUUUUACCAGUGGGAACCCAUGACCUACGGAGCUUACCACUACCCAGGCUGGUCCAUGGUGCUGGGGUGGCUGAUGCUGGCCUGCUCAGUCAUCUGGAUCCCAGUUAUGUUUGUGAUAAAAAUGCAUCUGGCCCCGGGAAAAUUUAUUGAGCGGCUCAAGCUGGUGUGCUCCCCACAGCCCGACUGGGGCCCCUUCCUGGCCAAGCACCGCGGAGAACGCUACAGGAACAUGAUGGACCCGCUGGGAACCUCCUCCCUGGGACUCAAACUGCCGGUGAAGGACGUGGAGCUGGGCACCCAGUGCUAAUAACCGCUACCAAAGGCUGGCAGUAACCUUGCCGGCCUUUUCUGAUUUGGUUUUCCCCAUCUUUAUUUCGCCCACGGUUUUCUUCCUUUCCUUUCCGCAGUGGCUGAAAGUGGUUGCUUAGGAAAGCGGGACGUGUUGCUGCGUGCCGUAGGGGAGGCCUAACUAGACCACUUCCAGGUGCAGGCGAUGCCCGUGACGUGUUCCGAACCCGGUGGCACAGCCCUGUGCGUGGCAGGUGACAUAACCAGGGGCUGCCAGGUGGUGCAGGAAUAAGCAAAACCAAGCAGAAAAGCCUUUAUGGGAAAUGAGGUGUGCAGUCGGACCCAUUUCCCACAGGCACCCUCCCAACAGGUGGCUGUGAGGGGAUUGGGAUUUUGCUACCAGGGUAAUCCAAGGAAGGUUCAGCCCUCAAACGUGAUGGAAGUGAGCAGAGGAUGGGAUCUCCUGUAGUCCUGAUGUCGAUCCAGCAAAAGGCUCCCACAGCAAUGGGGUUGCCUUUUCUACGGCCAACCUUGACCCAUCACGUCUGCACGCUUCCUUUAGGAUUUAUGCUAACUGGGAGGGAUUGUUACGUUGUUUAAACAAGCGGAGACCCUUGAAACAGCACACCAGGAAGCAAUGUACGGGGUGAGGAGAGAAACACGAUAAUCCAGUUGAUCUUUUCAAGUAGAAAACUAAGAACAACAUUUUUAAAAAUGGUCAAUUGAGACUGGGACUGAACUGCAUUUGGGUCUAGGAGCGGCUUGGAAACGGUGCCAGAAUGAGUAGUAGGGGCAUCACUGUUGAAAGUCCUGUCAUGUUUUUCUUUUGAUAACUUGGUAUCUGUCAUUUUGACUAGGAACGCCUCAGUUCCACCGAGUGUCCGAACACUUGCCCCGCCCCGGGUGCACCGGUGGUUUUACUCACUUCACCCCAAUACUCUGGAUAUCAUUUUCCUUGUUUCUCUGCUUUUGUUUACAGUAUCUCCUCAAGAAGCCAUCAUAUAAUUUGUGCCUAACUUUGUAUCCUUACAGUGGAAAAUGUAGUCUAGUUACCACCUGCAAACAGUUAUUAGAGGCUAGAUGUGCUGUUCAACUUUGUGACUCCCCGUUCAUUUGCCUGUAAGCACCUUUAUAUAACCUAUAACCUUUAGAUGGUGUAUUCUUCUCUUUCAGCCAGCGGGGAAAUAGCAGGACCCCACUUGUCUAUAUAUUAUAUAUAUAGCACGCCAAUUCUCCAAAGCAGUAUUCUCUCUGAAAUGUGCAAAGGGCCUUUUUUUUUUCAUUAAAACAUUUGCAUUAAAUUAAAAAACCCCAAAUCCACAGUAAUUAACCACUGCAGUCAUCCACACAGAUGCACCAUUAGAUAUAGAAAAUGCAAAUUGGGGAGAAAGGAGAAUUUGGUAGAUGGCCAUCAUAACGCUGCACAGCAGUAGGACAUCCUAAAUCAUUACAUUUUAGAAAUUAGAUAUAAGCAGUCAUACAAAUAUUAGACUUAAAUAGUUUUGUUACCUAUUGGGCAGAGUAAUAAACAGAGCUUUUGAAGAGUACAUUUAUUUACCUUAAUAGAAAAUUAGCCCAACUUACUGUAAAUGCACUAGAAUGAGGGAGAAAAAUAUAUCUUCAAUAAUUGGCAAUACUUUAACCUUGAUUAUCUUGUUAUAUCCUAUGCAUACAUAUAUGAUAUUUUUUAACAGUGACCAGUGUUCAUGCAGUGUGUGCUGAUGAUGUUUUCUGUCCCUAUAAAUAUCGUACCAAUCAGUGUAGAAAUGAUGAGCUUAGUAGUUUGGAUAAGUUCUUUCCUCCCCGCAGACACUGCUGUAGUAGCCUGUAAAUGUUCUUUCCUUUCAGGGGAUUGUUCCUGUCCCGUCCCUUUGUCUGUCUGUCUCCAUAUUACAGGGUCUCAGGUAAAUCCUCACUCCACGUGUGUCCGUAGAGCAGUAGCUGUGUUGUCUCAUCCCACUGAGGAAACAGAAAACGAAACCUCAAAGUAACACCUCCAGGAAUUGCUAACUCCUCUUCUCUGUGUGUGUAUAUAUAUAUAUGUAUAUGAAAUAUAGCAAUCAUUUUGCUGACCUUCCUCUUUCAUGGGGCAGUUCGUGUUGCCAGUCCUAGGCACUGCUGGUAGACCUUUAAUCCCCCCCCAGAACAAGUGAAGCACUGUCAGGCGCUGUCACCCAGGGCAGGGAGGGCAGAUUCCACGAUAUUUGAUGCUGACCCCUGGAUCUCUGCUCCACGGGCUCCUGUUGGUCCCUGUCUCACACAGCAGCAGGGCAGGACCCUCCAGUGAGCUGCUCUGCCUUAAAGCUUAAAGCCCCCUUGCUUCAGCUUUGCCUGCUGUUGGAAUAAAGGGCUCGCUGUCCUCACUUCUGGCUUUCAUGUUCCUGACAGGGGCAGGUUUGAGGAGCUGUGCUCUGCUUGACCUCAUGAAGGUCCAUAAGGGUGAGCUGGGAAUUUGGUUCCCACGUCUAGGUGAGGCUGAGGGACCUUCCCUGGGUGCAGAAAGGAACCUAAGCCAUCACCUCUCUUGGGAAUUCUGUCUUUCUCUUGGGAUAAAUCACUUUGGACCCCUCUUGACCAACAUUCCCUCGCAUCUUGGUUUGAUCUUUGGAGUCCAAGCCAGUUUGUCUUUGCUGCUACUGUCAUUCAAAACCAAAAAUAAAUGCCUGUAGGUUUGACGAGGUCUCCUUGAAAAAGAGAAAACACAGUUUGAGAGUACUGAAUCCUUCCAGCUUGUCUCAAGGCAUGCCUUGGAACUGGGACUAGCCCGUUGCCACAAAGUGCCCUCGCUGUAAGGAUGUCAGUUACUGCCUGCCCGAACUAUAGGAGAGAUACCAUUUAAAGGAAUCCUGCUGUGAUAGGAUCUCUUCUGGCUUGGAUUACCAAACCAGACUGCAUGGGAAAUUGCAGCUGAAUUGCUUUCCCUGAUUUAUGUAAUUAAUCUGCUUGCUUUUAAUUUAGAUGUUGUUCCUGUGCCUGCUAAGUCAUUAGCACAGGAUCAGGCUUGAAUUCGAAACUCUGUAAAGAGAUGAUUGUGAUUUUUUUUGCUAGCUGGUCUUUGUCUUCAGCUUUGACCCCGAUGCUAGGCUCGCAAAAACCUUUGGAAAAGGGGAGGAAUGCAUACAAAAAUCACAGAGGAUGUGAAGUUUUCACUGUAUGUGAAAAGCACGGUUUUGUUUUGCUCACACGAGACUUUUUCUAAAGUAUUUUACUGUCCACAUCUGAAAGCUGAGAUUAAAUUAACCAGCAGUGUCUUCUUUAAAUGAGAAGCUACAUUGAAGUUUGGGAAUGCACUUCAUUUACCAUGUUCUAAGGGAAGUUUGCAUGUACUUUGAUAAUUUUCUAAAAAUAAAUUUAGGAACUAAUAGCAUAAGAGUAAAGUUCUUUAAAAGAAAAAUAAAGGAGGGGAAAAAGCCAUAUUAGUAGAAAUGUGAUGUAUGUACACUCAGAUCUAUCUAUCUCAUGAGUAAAAAAUGUUUAAAUUUGGUGAGAUUAUGAUGCAUAUCCUUUCUUUGAAAUGAAAUUGAAUUUCUGGAUGAGCUGAGAUGCACUAUUGUAUGCAUUAAAGAUUAUACCUAAUGCAAAUGCUUGCCAUCUUCAAAUUCUUUGGGGUCUUCCUAGUGUUUUUGAUAUGCAGUGUUCAAAACCUGUGUCUCAGCUAGACAAGGCAGCACUUUGUUUCCAAAAGAAGGGUUUAACAAAAUGACCUUUAAUUGAGAAAGGCUUGAAUUGUCUUUAUAUGAUGUUUCAAUUGAGUCCGAGUAGUCUUUUGAUUCCUUUCUGCUCCAAUGACCGCAUUAGACGUGCCUCCACACCGAGGAUCAUAGCUUCUGAUGCGUGACUGUGUGACUCUCUUGCCCUCAAAUUCCAACACCUGAUUGAUUUUAAAUGCCUUUGGCCUUUUUGUUGUGUACAGCCGUAGGGAUAAUGCCAUUUCCUUUUGCCUGUGGUAAAGCAGUGUUCACGUAGGGCAGUCACUGGUCUCCUGCUGGUUUUUCUCCUGCAGCUCCACUUCUUGCAAUUGAGGACAGACUUGCAGGGACUGUGGGCUGCACACAGCAGAGCUUUUUGGCCAGAGGCGUGCCAGAAAGCUUCUCUGCUCUGCUGUUGUGAGAGACACCCGUUUCUAGCCGUGCAGUUUGGCGGUGUGCACGUGCGGCGCCUGGACAAUGGUCAGAGCUUGAGGUUCCCGAGGGGCUCGGGUGGGUGACUUGAGGCAGGAGGGGAGAGGUUCUGGGGUUUGUGCCCUUGCCACCCUCAGGCAGCCUGGCACCAAAGGGAGGAGGCUUUCCCCUUAUCAUAGCGGGAGAACUGGGUCGCAUCUUAACGCUUGCAAUGUUUUAUUUGCCCGCAACAUUUAAGUACAUCUUCAGGUAACCAUUUGCCUUACAGCUGCCUUCCAUUGUCAGGAAAACGGACUCCGAGACGUUGUUACCUGUCCUCUAUAUUAUGUAGUGUUACCUUGUAAGGUGGAUGCUUGGCUGGUAUAAAGUGUCCCAGCUCUGUCUGGAGCUGUGACAAUUUACACCAGCUGAGAAUUUGCUCCCUGUGUCCUACGGCACUUUAUUAUGGGCCCAUCGCUGAUGGGUUAAAUCUUAAUUACUUGAGUAAUGUCAUAUCAAAAUAUAUAUAUAUAUAUAUAUAUUUACAGGCAUUCUCUGGGGUACUGCUGCCUAUGGAUAAAGAUUUGUACCCUAACCAGAUCAUUGCUGUGUUUUUUCUUUUCAUUAGCUGUAUGUGCAAAAGAUAUAUUGUUACAAAGAAUGCAUCACAUGUAUCUCAUGUGGAACGUUUUCUGUUGCUGUACGUCGUUAAUUUUAGAAAUCAUCAUUCUUGAGGCCCUACCUCAAAUUUUGUAUUUAUGUGUACAAAUGCAAUUUAUUGUAUUAUAUAUUUGCCUAAUAUAUUUGGAUGUGAUAAAUUAAAAUUAUUCAAUGAU
Molecule: messenger RNA, 7572 nt
Organism: Hirundo rustica (Barn swallow)
Lineage: Eukaryota; Metazoa; Chordata; Aves; Passeriformes; Hirundinidae
Gene: SLC6A5
Product: solute carrier family 6 member 5
Exons: 16
Coding region: 346-2655 (769 amino acids)
Biological process (GO): glycine import across plasma membrane; synaptic transmission, glycinergic; sodium ion transmembrane transport
Cellular component (GO): membrane
Molecular function (GO): glycine:sodium symporter activity
Source: RefSeq, a predicted model, not a curated record